GGCUAGAGGUCAAAAAUAGGAGCACAUCAUAACAAGAACAUACCUACAGCUGUCUCCGAGACUCUUAACAAACGAGUAUGUUUACGAUACUUUUUACGGCGUCGUUAUUUUAUGGAUUCAUUCUGUAUGGAGUUUCGAGUCAAGAGGGCCAUCAAUAUUGCGUAGUGGGUGCUGGUCCGGGAGGCCUUCAGAUUGGCUAUUUUCUUGAAAGAGCUCAAAGGGAUUAUGUCAUCUUUGAAGCAAACAGCGUAGCAGGGUCAUUUUUCCUCAAGUAUCCGUGUCACAGAAAACUAAUAUCGAUAAACAAACGAUUCACAGGGCGACUGAAUAAAGAAUUCAAUCUCCGCCAUGACUGGAAUUCCUUGUUAAGUGAUGACGAUUCUCUCUUGUUGAAGCAUUAUUCGGACAAGUUUUAUCCUGAUGCUGACGACUUGAGCUACACUGACAUUUCAAUGGAUCCAAAGCAGUUUGAAGGACAGACAGUUCUGAUCAUUGGCAGAGGUAAUUCUGGUUUUGAGACCGCUGCAGGUAUUCUGGGCUCUACCAAUCAUAUCCAUAUGUUCUCAAGAUCUCGACUUCGUCUAUCCUGGGAAACACAUUACGUCGGUGACUUAAGGGCAGUCAACAAUGAAGUGCUAGACACUUAUCAGCUUAAAUCUUUGGAUGGGCUGCUUGAGGUUCCUGUUGAAAUCAUGGCCAUCAGAAAGAAAAACAACAAGUUGUACAUUGAUACUACGAUUGGAAAAGGAGCUGACAAUUUUGCUAUCAGAGAGCCUUAUGAUCGCGUUAUAAGAUGUAUGGGUUUCAAGUUUGAUGACUCGAUAUUUGACAAUAGCACCCUGCCACGUCCUUCCAGAGGUCGAUAUCUUCGGAAACUUCCCUCAAUGACGGCGGCGUAUGAAUCGAAUUCUAUUCCAGGGAUAUAUUAUGCUGGGACUAAUACACAUUAUGUUGACUUCCGAAAAUCCGCUGGAGGAUUCAUUCACGGAUUUCGCUACACUGCCCGAGCUUUACACCGGAUCUUGGAAUGGAAGAACCAUAGAGUAACAUGGCCACACGUUAAAGUACCGAUAACUGAUCUCUUGGGAGUGAUCAUGAAACGAAUCAACGAAGCCUCUGGAAUUUAUCAAAUGUUCGGUAUUCUUGGAGAGGUUAUCAUCUUUCGGUCCAACGACAGUGUAGAAUAUUACGAAGAAGUUCCUUUAAAGCUGCUUCACAAAUUUGAAGAAUACACUGGUAGGUCUGUUGGACCCAUGAUUGUUAUUAACAUGGAAUAUGGAAGAAAUUACUCAGGACCUGGGAAAGAUGUAUUUAACGCAAACCGUGCCAGAGCUGCUGGAGACCCGUCAGUCGCGCAUCAUUCCAACUUCUUGCAUCCUGUUCUUUAUUUCUACAAACAGCCACCCAAAGACAUGAAUGAAGAUAGUCAACGGAUUACUGAACUACCUCGACCAGACCGCUUACAUGUCAUGGUGGAAGAUUUCUUGACGUUGUGGGACGCUCCUGUUGCACAUUUUUUGCUUCUACGUCGUUUUAUGGAAGAGAUUGUACAAGAGGAUCUGAGAUAUUUUUAUGCGAAGUCGUGUUUCGAGAUGUUCAUGACGUACACUUCUGUACCAAAGACAUGUCAGCAACAGUACUUGAAUGGGCAAAUGCUGCCAGGCUCCCCCGAGAUCCUUCAGAAGUCAAGAUCACUAGGACUCAUGCUCUGACACCUUGACAUCUCACUUCCAUGGAAACCAAAAGUAACAAGUAUUUUGAAAACGAACGUAUUUCGUAAAACGUGAUUCAUUUGAUUUUAGCUUCAUUUUCUAAUUCACUUCUCAAUAUCUUACGCUGAAUCGUCAACGCGAAAAAGUAGGUUUUGUUGGACGUCACUGAAUCAAGGCGUUUCCAUGACAUUCAUAGUCACGUGCCCUUGAAAACAAUGUCAUGGAAACACUUUGAUUGACGUCCCAGAAAUCUGAAUCCUUAAUUUCUCACGGAGAAAAUUUGUACGAUUUGGCGGUCCGUGUUUGAAUAAGGACGCACUGUAAAUUGAGGCAAAUUUUUAUGAUUUUUGUCAUACAUUAUUUUUUAGUGAUUAUUUUUAAACACUCCUAAUUGCAAGAACUUUGUCAUAUACAAUUAUUUUGAUUUUAAAUUCCCCUAGAUAGAUGAAAAUAACUGUUUUAUUAUAUACCAUCAAGGUAGUUUCAAAAAUGGCUUUCUAUGACUUUAAAAACCUAAAUAUAAUUAUACCUAAUUGCAAGAGGCGUUGUCAUACGAAAAUAGAACAUUUGUACUUUAGCGGGAAAGGAAUAAACUAAAAGACAAAAGGAUGAGUUCAGCUUCAGUGAUCUUCUUUUGUCUUAAUUCUUAAUUCCUUUCCCACUAAAGUACAAAUGCUCUAUUUUCGUAUGACAACGUAUACACCAGAUUUGCUUAAAAAAAUAAUUCGUAAAUGUUAUAGCGUCUUUUUUUAUUUAUAUAUGACAACGUUCCUGCAAUUAGGUGUAAGGAUAAUAAUAAUAAUAAACGUGUUAGGAAUAAACAGUCUCGGCACUUUAAGGGGUUGCGAAGAACAUUCCUCAGAAUUUUAAGGAUACGAUAAAUCAAUUCUCAUCUCUGUUACUAACCAUAAUAAUUUGUCAAAAAAGAGCCUUGAGAAAGCUACUUCAUUUUAUUUUUCUUAUUUAACGAUAAAUUAAGUUAUUUUCGGAGGCAUUGGUUUCUGGCGCCUUCAUUUUUCAUAGUUGAUUUAUUAUUGAUACGAAUAAAAACAGCCCAGAACCACCUGUUCAGCUGCUGGUCAUCAUAACAAAUGUCUUUCCUCGAUAUUUCGACUGAUAAUUAAUGAAACUCCAGGUACACAAUAAAACAAAAUACUUCGUUGAAUCCUAUCAUGUUAGAAGAUAUAAUAUAAAAGAAAAACAAAUUGCGAGUUUUAAACUCGUUACUGAAAAGUUGAUUUCCACAAUUGAGGAAGAUAUGACCGCAGGUAGAUAGUGAGGUCACACAACUCGAAAUCAUCAUUUCCUAAUACAGCCAAAAGACAGGAGUUCCCAUCGAGGCUAGUAAACAAAACAAAAAACACUCAAAAAAAGCGGAAUUCUGGAGCUAAAAUUUCAAAAUAAGUGUUGAAAUAAGAAGCUUAUCAUUUCAACUGGAUCAGUCAGGGAAAUUUAUAAUUUUCUUGCAUUUGGAUCAUUUCGUCUGGAUGAUAUUUCGAAACAAUGGAUGAUCAUUUCAGCUUUAUUGAGGACAGUUACCGAAGUGCAAAUCCACUUAACCACUAUGGCUUCAUAUUGUGUCGUACAUUUGGUACAGCUUUAGCGGCUAUAUUACUCCAUGUUGUAUUACACUACAUCCUCCAUUUCAUUCGGUAUAUUUUCAGAAAAUAUUUGGUCCAAGAAGACAUUAUUUUCUGGGUUGAUAUUGUGAUAUUCUUGAUAAACGUGUGUCUGACAGCGGCGUUGGCUUUCACCUUGGACGGAAGAUUCAAGAGAUACUGGUUCAGAGAAGUGUUGUUGAAAUUCGCUGCUAAAGAUGAUACUUUGAGCGCAAAAUACGAACUUUAGGAGCCACUUGCAAGUCGUAUUUUAUCAAGCAGUCUACAUGAAGCGAAAAGCGUGGAUGAAAAUGAAUUUUAGUAGAGCUUGCACGACAGAAUGAAAACGUCAUAAUACGACAGCAAGAGUUUCUUCGACAAAGCGGCGAAAACAUACUCGAAAGCUCAAGAAAAAAAUGAUAUUUUGCUAUAGAUUCUAUACUAGUUAAUCAUAUGAUUUGGAAUGCCAUACCAUCGAAUAUCCCACGCGAAGGCAGAGCAUGUUGGGAAGGAAGAGGGAAAUACCGACUAAUAAAGAUAAAAUGGUUUAGCUUU
Molecule: messenger RNA, 3865 nt
Organism: Actinia tenebrosa (Australian red waratah sea anemone)
Lineage: Eukaryota; Metazoa; Cnidaria; Anthozoa; Actiniaria; Actiniidae
Product: FAD-dependent oxidoreductase domain-containing protein 2
Biological process (GO): ERAD pathway
Cellular component (GO): endoplasmic reticulum lumen
Molecular function (GO): flavin adenine dinucleotide binding; monooxygenase activity
Source: RefSeq, a predicted model, not a curated record